This is a messenger RNA of Phyllotreta striolata, 990 nucleotides long. The record is from the annotation of a GenBank genome assembly. Lineage: Eukaryota; Metazoa; Arthropoda; Insecta; Coleoptera; Chrysomelidae.
AUGGCUAAAUCCGUUUUCAGCAAAGUAGAUGAAUAUGGUUUCGAACGUUCAGAAAACUUCAAUUACGAUGUGUACGAUGAAUUUAUGUCUGAAUACAUUCGAGUAUUAACGAGAAGAGCCCAAAGAUGGAACACCUUAAAGAACGACAUUUUCAACAGACCUGCAGUGUUAAAGAGGUUUAUAAGAAAAGGAAUUCCGAGCGAUUUGAGAUCAACUGUAUGGAUGCGGGUAUCCGGAGGAGAGAACCUAAAGAACAAUUCCCCUUAUACAUAUAACAAUUUAAGAGAAAAGAUUAGAGAACAGCACAUUAUUGAUAUGAUCCAAAUUGAUUUACCUAGGACUUUUCCAGAAAACAUAUACUUCAGUAAUAACGAGCACCUUCCUAAAAUGCUAUUCAACGUUCUAGCAACGUUCGCUCAUCAAAACAAAGAAGUGGGCUAUUGCCAAGGCCUGAAUUACAUCGCAGGCCUCCUGCUGUUAGCAACGAAAAACGAAGAAGUUUCCUUUUGGUUGCUCAAGGCUUUGGUCGAAACCAUCCUGCCUCAGUACUACAUUGUCACUAUGAAAGGUCUGUUGGUCGACCUCGAUGUUUUAGAUGAAUUAGUACGUAAGUUAGAACCCGUCGUGCAUAGGCACAUACAUAAUAUAGGUAUGCCUUGGGCGAUGGGCACUACCAAAUGGUUUAUUUGUUUAUAUUCCGAGGUACUACCUGCGGAAACUGUGUUCAGAAUAUGGGACUGCUUAUUUAGCGAAGGAUCAAAGAUUAUUUUUAGGGUAGCAAUUACUCUCAUAAGGCUGCAUAAAGAGAAAAUUUUACAAACCAAAGAAUUGGGAGAAUUAAUAGGCUGUUUUAGAGACAUGAAAAACCACGAAUCUGUUAUAAAUUGUCAUAAGUUCAUGCAAGAAGUGUUCAAAUUAUCCGGGAAUUUGUCCAAUACGACCGUAAGGAGGCUAAGAUAUCAAUAUAAUAUACAAGACAAAGAUAAAUGA